Messenger RNA from Pseudozyma flocculosa PF-1, 1692 nucleotides. RefSeq lists its product as uncharacterized. The transcript has a single exon. NCBI's taxonomy places the organism in Eukaryota, Fungi, Basidiomycota, Ustilaginomycetes, Ustilaginales, Ustilaginaceae. The record is from RefSeq and is a predicted model, not a curated record. The coding region runs from base 1 to 1692 and encodes 563 amino acids.
AUGGCUGACGCUGCACAGCCGUCUGGCGGUCAACGGCCGGUCUCCCCAAUACGGCCCAUCACACGCCUCCUAGAGGAAGCCCAGCCCGCGGCGCGAGUGUCGCUGACGGACCUGCCCAACGAGGUCCUCUCGCUCAUCCUCGACUACCUCCUCCCCACCGUCUCGCCCACGUCGUCGACCUACCCGAACCCGGCGCUCGAUACGCUCGACAAUGCCUUUACGCUGCCGAGCAGCACCGUGUCGCACCUGUACCAUGCCAGCCUGGCCUGCUCGACGUUGCACGGCCUGGCCCAGCACUCGCUGUGGCGAGCCCCUCUCCUCACGUCGCUCCGCGCCAUCCGCCUCCUCGCAGCGGCGAUACAGGACGGAUCGACCGAGAGGGCGGGCACCAUCCGAGCGCUGCACCUGCCUGCCGCCGACGGCGUGCUAGAGGCCAACGACACGCUGGCCGAUCAGAGCGCGUACCAGACGAGCCUGCGCACCAUCUUUGACCACGCCGACCGCAUCGACUGCAUCAGCCUGGGCCACCGUCCCGCUGGCCGGGCGUUCUACGAGUUUCUGCACCCGCACACCGCUGCCCGCCCUCGUACCGCCAUCCUGGGCAACCUCAGCUUCUCGACGCCGCCGUUUUCGCAGCUCGACCUGGCGCCCCUCUCGUGCGUCCGCCGGCUGCACCUCGUCAACAUCGUCCCGCCGCCGGCGCUCAUCUCGUUCCUGUGCGGGCAGCAGGUCGAUACCGACUCGGCCGCGUCCAAGCUGGACGGCACCGCCAACCCGAGCCGCUCCCUCACCCACAUCCGCCUGUCGCUCCUCCCACCGGACUCGCUCCUCUCCUUUCCGGCGUUUAUCGAAUGGCGGCGUGCCUCGGACGCCUAUGACCGGCUGCCGACGAGGGUCAGGCUCCACACGCCCGCCCCUCGUGCUCCGCAGGGUCCGGCGCGGCGGUUCGCGGCCCAGGAGGCGCUCUACACGCUCGCGACGCACUCGCACCUCUUGCCGAACUUGCGUGCACUCCUGCUCGAGCUCGUCGCUCUCCACCCGCUCUCCCCGCCCGAAGACGACGAAGAGGAGCGUUUCAAUGGCUUCAUCGGCGCGGCCAAUGCGCAGCCAAACGCGGCAGAGGGGCAUCUUAAUGGCGCCGGCGUGCUGGCGACGACCAACUACCCGGCCGACGUUCCCGUCGCUCUGAGCGAAGAUGAACAACGCUUCCUCGAUGCAGAGCGUGAGCGACUCGACGAGGACGGCAACAACGACAACGGCGACGGAGGAGACUCGUUGCGGACCGCGCCGAGGGACCAGUACUGGACGCAGAUCCAGGCGGGCAAGCGCGCCCUCGUCCAUCUCUGGAACGACGAGCAGGGCCCGCGCGACACGGCCACCGACAUCCGCAUCGUCGCCGCGCGUCCCGGCGGGCACGACAAGUACGAGGGCAUCCACGAGUUCCUCUGUCAAUCGGGUUGCUUCACGUCAGUCGUCCGCGAUGCGUCACCAGAGACGGCAGCGGCGGGGACAGCCACGGCCGACGUCGGGUCGUGGGCCGAUCCGGACGUCUUUGAACUGGCACGCACGAGACCCGCCCUCGCCUAUCGACCGCGCGAGGGCAGGCGCGGAGAGGGUGCGGGCGACUGGAGGGGUCAGGGCAGCUGGUGGACUGGCGAGCUGCCCCGCGUGCGAUCCAAGAGGCCCCGGUGA